Messenger RNA from Nothobranchius furzeri (turquoise killifish), 6551 nucleotides. RefSeq names its product limbin. Lineage: Eukaryota; Metazoa; Chordata; Actinopteri; Cyprinodontiformes; Nothobranchiidae. Gene Ontology annotation, cellular component: ciliary membrane; plasma membrane protein complex. The record is from RefSeq and is a predicted model, not a curated record. Gene Ontology annotation, biological process: smoothened signaling pathway.
AUCUGGGUUUGACACAUUCCCGUUUUUCCCUUCUGCCCAACUUUUGGAAACUUUUUCCCCUGAACUAUUUCGUACGACUUUACGACGUGGAAAAAAACGCAUUCAGGCGAGCACACUAAAUUUUGAUAACCAACGAAGAUGACUUUGUGCGCCAGAUAUCGUUUUACAUUUGAUGUUUGUGAAGAAAUGCAAAGGAAAUAUUUUCACGAUUUUAACGGGCACAAUGUAGCGGGUUAGCUAGCGACGGAGCUCGGAUGUAGCUCAUCGCUUUACGAAUGUUUCGGGUACACGUAACCGUGGAAAAGCUUCUGAUAUGGUUAUUUCUGCUGCAUGUCAAAGUUUCGUGUUUGUUUUCAUCCCCCUUGUAUGUUUGUUGUUGUCAUUUCGUGACACUAAGGGCUGGAUAUCCUCAUAACAGUACCUGGUGCAAUACAACUCUUAACUCAGGAAAACAAACCAGUUUUUGCACUUUUCAUCAUGACCAAGAAGUAAAGUCAGCAGUCCUGUCAUUGCUCAGGAUAAAUGGUACAAUGGGUGCCAGUCAGCCAGUGCUGUUUCCUGGAUGGAGCCCACCUUCCUCUUCAGCUCCUGCAGGCCCAUGGGGACACUCGUUUUACUCUUCAUUCAGCUUCAUGUCAAGCAAUUUUCACCUCAGGAAAAGCAGAAGCACACUCAUCAGUCAGAACCCUCCACACCUCCCUCCUCAGGUUCAGAGUGUGGUCCCUCCAUCUUCAUUUAGGUUAAAAUUUCACAAGUGUGCCCAGGUGAAGCUUGACACUAACCCCCCUCAGCUGAUGUUCUUUCUGCUGAUACACAACAUGGGUCCUGUGGGCGGCACCAACCUGUCACAGGUUGUGAUCCGGGACUCCAUUUCUGGAAUAAUUCCCCUAAAAACCGAAGGCAGAGUGGUAGAGAAAGGCUACCAGGCAUUUGCUAUUGAUUCCCUCAUGGCUGGUUCCCAAGUUGCUGUUAAUUAUACAGCUCAUGUAAGGAGUCACGAGAAUGAACUACUCGAUCUUCCUGCUUUUCUGACAUUCUCUAAUGCCUCCCAGAAUGAUGUCCGUAUGUUUGGACCUUUAACAGCUAAUCUAACGCUCAGGGUGAAUUCCACGAACCAGAUUUAUCCUAACCACAGAGUCCAUUUUGCUGGAUUUGUUGCUGGGUUCUUUAUCACUUUGGUGCUGCUGUUGCUGGGGCUUCUAGCCACGAACUUCAUAAAUCCAUCAAGAACUCGCCUUUUUCAGCAGAGGAGGAACAGGUGUGAUUCAGACCCUGAGGAUGCAGAAUGCAACAUGAACGAGACGGUGAAAGAUGAAGCUGCAUUUGAAGACAAAAUUGUGGAUGUCAUGCUGCUGGAAGAUCCUCAGAAUAUGUUUCAGGCUUUGGAAAACCUUGAAAUGUCUUCGCUGCUGCAUGCCACCAGUAACCUGGAGGCCAUCCGGAUUCAGAUCCACAAAGACUUGAUGUCCCACUUGCUUAAGGGCAUGCGAUCGCGGGGCCAGACCAGUGUCCAGGCCCAGCAGCGGCUGCUCCGAGUGCUCCACGGGCAGCUGCUGGGGAUGGAGGGCCGGCUGAAAGAGGAACGAAGGGCCCGUAUGACCGCCCUGGCUGGUCAGUGUAACCUGGAGACUCGAGAAGAAAUGGAAGCCGAGCAUUGCAGAGAAGCUGCUGAAAAGGCCCAGGCCCAGCUGCUCUGUCAACACGCCAACCAGCAGGAACUCCUCCAGUGCAGUGUCCUCCUAGAGAAGGUGCACAAGCUGAGCCAGAGUCGGCUUCAGCGCAUCCUCUUGGCUCGACACGAGGAAGCCUCAGCUAAGGUUCAGAGGCAGAUUAUCGAGUGGCGGCGAGUGGAGCUGCAUAAGAUCUUCUCAGAAGAGCUGGGAGAGGCCACAAGGAUGGGCGAGUUAGAGAAAAGCACGGCGCGAAGCCUUCAGCACGAGUACUUCACCUGUCAGGAUCAGCUGGAGGAGGUGCUGGACGUCGUCGUUGCUAAUCAGCGGUACGUGUUGUCUGAACGCAGCGCACAGAGGAAGUUCCUGGUGCACAGCCUCCACAGCCUGGAACGCCUGAUUUCUGACACCUUCUCUAACACCUCCAUCAGCUUGGACAGCUGGUUCAACCACAUAAGGAGAGGGAGCCUCAUACCUGCAGAGCAGAUGGACCAGCUGCAGGAAAAGGCUCAGACUGAGCUGCUGAUGGUGAGACAGAGACUAAGUGAGACGCUGAACCAAGAGAAGAGAGCUCUGCGCUGUGGACUCAUUAAGAAGAGGAGGGAGCUCAUCUCUAACUUGCUGAGAGUCCACAAACAGAGACAGAGGGAUUUAUCAGUUAUCUCCAAAAGUCUGGAGGAAGAGAGAGAGAUAGCACAGCAUCUACAGUGUUGGCAGAGCCUGCUGACAGCUCACUGCGUGGAGCUUGCAGAGCUCAUCAACACCCUGGACGAGGAGGCUGCUGCAGACAUACGCAAGGUAGCAAUGCGAGUGAUCCAGGGCGCCAUAGCAGACAUCAAAGCCAUCCAGCCAUCUGCUGCUCAGGCUGUGUUGUCACUUCUGCCACCAGGAGCCAAACAGCCAGUCCUGCAGGUGGAACCAGACCCUGGGCCCGGAAAGACCUCGGCACAAGGGGCUGGCGGUGUCCUGCAGGGGCAGGAAAGACUUCAGCAGGAAGGCAAAGCAGCUUUACACACCCUCAUCUGCACCAGGGAGACUCUGCAGGAAGCCAUGGAGAACGAGCUGCAGAACCAGAGGGAGAUCAGGACGCACUGGAGAAACUUCUUCAGGUGUUUGUGUUUGUCCCAGCUGACUCUGUCUGAAGAUGACCGGCUGAGGAUGAAGCUCGAGUUUCAGAAGUGUCUGUCCAUGUCUGACCUCUGCGUCAUGCUUCCUCACACCAGCUCCAGAACCAAACUUCAUGCUGCCUUGGCAGCAUGGAGAAAAGAGCAUGAGGAGCAGAUGGCAACUAUGCAAUCCGAGGGGAAAACCGCCGAGGCCAGAAAGAAAACAGACACAUCUGAUGUGGUGUUUUUCCAGAAGAGGCUCAAGAACAAGAUUCAGCUGUUUGAGAAGGAGAAAGAGAUGGAGAGCAGUGUUAUGGAGAAGGUGAUGGAGGAGAUGCAGAAGGAGAGAGAGGAGUAUUUGCACUCUCAGGCGGACGUCCUGGCUGUGCAGAUGGCCACUAUCAGUUACCAAAAAGCUGAGAAAUGGACCAAAAUACUGGAGAUGUCCAGAGCCACUGUCACCCUGCAAAGCCUGCUCAUCCAACAGCUCAGGGAGACAAAAAACCUGGAAGUAAACAAAAUGGCUCAGAGUAUACACAGAUGCCGCUCGGGUUUAGAAGAAGCAGAGCAGCUUCAGAUGAAGAGGAGCAUGUUGGACAGUCCACAGAUGUCUCAGCUUGGAGAGGUGUCGAGUCAAAUCCAUCACGGAGAGGAGAAGAGUGAGAAAGACGACAUGUUUCAGCUGCAGUUGGACUGCAGGAUGACAGUCAUCCUGCAGGAGGCGCUCCACAAGUGUGAGCAGGUCCUCACAUGGAUGUUAGAAAGGUUUGAAGCUAUGACUGCCAGCGAUCAAGCAAAGGAAGAGUUGAAAGAAAAAGUAAAGCUCAAGAAAAUUUAUGCAAACUGUGAUCAGGAUCUGAAGUUUGCAUCUCAGCUUGUGAUGCAGAGUCCCGUCUCUGAGGACGUCCUCUUGGAGACGCUGCGUCUCCUGCUUCCAACCUUGGCCGAAGGUGAACUUCUGUUCAUCAUCGACGCCCUCUGCUCCAAACAGCAUCCUGCUUCAGCUUCUGCUGAGCAGGAGCCCUCGAGAAUGCACACGCAACUCCAAACUCCGUUCUGAGGUUUAACAGAAGCUUUCUACACGAAGUCACUGAAGGAAAACCUGAAACACAGCCAUCUUUAAGCAUCGUCUUUCAUUUAAAGAAGUAAUGCUGCUCCACUGGGGUCAUUCCCCCCUGAGCAAAGAUAGAAAGAUAAAUUAUUUUACUCCUCAUUUAAUUUUCCUCUCUUCCUGCAGCCCUGGAUCGCUGUGGUGUGUCCCCUGCUGAGUUUGGAUUACUUUCCUGAUGAUUAAUGCCUCAAACACGAGGCCACAUAGAAAUCCUGCAGUUUAGCUGCAGGUCAUGAGAACAAGAAUAUUCCCUUGCAACAUGUGCUUCACUUUUUCUUUUUAGUUGUUUUGUGACUUUUAGAUCUUAGGCUUUAGUGUUAAGUCGAGGAUGUACUUAUUCAGAAAUCAUAUCAGUUUAUAUUAAAUUAUGCCAUUACAGUAAAAUGUAAACACCGACUAGAGUUUCACCAUUUUUAGAGAACAAAGUCACCAUCAUUAUGAGAUAAUUCAGACAAAAAGUCUUUGUUUUUCUUUGGGAGGAGCCCUUUUUUGUGUAAAUUUCAUACAAAAUUUUAUAAAGUUCCCGUUUUAAAAAGUCCAAGAUGUGACGACUAUCUGCCAAAGCAGAAAAAUCAAAUCCUCUAUAAGAUGAUCAUUAUUCCUUUGUAACUUUGCAGUUUGCUUGUUUUACAAGGAAAUGUUUUGGUUCUGUUGAUCAGUAACCUGUAAAGCAUUAGUAAUCAGCAUACAACACUAUUACUGUUAUUAUGAAACAUUUUCUUACUAAAAUCUGACCAGAACCUGGAUGUUGAAGUCCAGAUCCAAUGAGCUCUCCCUAGGGGCUGGUUUCACUACAUGUUUUAGGUCCUUGGGUGUUAAAAAAAUCACAACUUUAUUCUAAAAUUAAACCUCAGAUUUUAUAACACACCUGCUGAUCAAUAUGGAUUAAUUUUAAAGACCAAGUUCACUGUGAAACCAUUUUUUUCUUGUUAUUUUUUAAACAUGAUCGGUCACUCUGAGUUUCACAUGCAGGCUAACGAUGAAAGCAGUCCUCUAGCCCUGCAUUAGCUGCUGAUGGAAAAUAGAUGGUGAAAUGCUCAGAUUAGAAAAGCCUGACGGAUCUACAUCAGAAUGAAAAUUAGCAUUCAUGGACUCAUCCAUUUUGGCUCAUGAUGGGGAAGGCUGUUGUUAAUUUGGCAUCAACAGAGAGGAGAGAGUAGAGCACAUCUCAGCCAGUAGAAGCUAACUGUUAGCAUUAGCAACUCCACCACACAGCAGGAUCCCUUCAAGUUUAAGUUAUUUGUGGAGAUGAAGCAUCAACAUUGCAGAGCAAACGGAGUCAUUGGUGGAGUCGGGUUGCUUUUAGCCAAUCAGAGGCGAGAUGUUAACAGGAAAUAAUGAAUAAAACUCCAAAUCCUGUUUUCUGCUCACUUCUACUUCCUGAAACAGGAGUGUCAGAGCUGUUUUCUACAGAGAUCGACUCACACGGCAUUCAUUUAUACUAGUGUCAGUCUUUGACUGGCGGAAGCUCCAGUUCAGAGAGAAAACAAUGAGUAAGGUUGAGAUAGCUUUAUUGAAGCACCAUGUCACAUGAACCCAGAAACAACCAAAUCUGUCUUUACUGGAAGAGACCAAGAAAAGGGUAAUCAAAAAACCAAAACCAAACAAUAUUUACAUAAACCUAACACCAGACAUUAAAAUGGUACCAGUAAAUAUUUACAUAAAUACAAAUCAUUCAACUUCAACAAAUCUAAAGUCAAUCAACCAAGUAAACCAAAUUUUACCUAACUUCUCUAAGCCUCACCCCUCCUCUAAAUGGUAGGCUCCAAGAACUUUUAAGCAGCACUUUGGGUUUUCAUCUCCCUUUGCUGCCCCGCCCUGCUAAGGAGACAAACCAGGAAGAGGUGAGUCAGUGCAUACUUUCAAAUCAUAUCUUAAGGAUUAACUCAAUUUAAGCAAACACAGUGAUUAAAUAUAGUUGACUUUCUUACUCCGUUCUUAACAGGAAGGAUGGCCAAUCCCUCCAGCCUCCAGGAAUGCCCCAACACUCAAUAAAGAACCGAAAAACAAACAUGUUGUCUUUAACUUAAUCAUACAUAACAUAAUACCAAUAAUCACAUUCCUCUUUAGUGAUGGAACCUCUGGUCUCCUAUCACAACUAGAAACCACUGCAAAGAUAAAAUAUAAUUCUUCUAAUAGCUUUAGUUGUAACUAGUUAUUUGAUGCUUUAAAAUAGGUUGAGACAUUUAUCAAUAUUAAUAAAUGUUUAUGGUUUAUCAGGAUGGUUUGCUACACUGAUGUUGCAUUCAUUGAUAUUGCGACAGCAGUGCAGCUUCAGCGAGCCAUUCAGCUCUAGGACCUUUGGGUUUGAGGUUAAACACUCUGAAAAAAGACACGCCUGGGUAUGGUUAUGGGGGGAAAAAAAGAAUUGUAAAAUCUGACUGAAUGUUUAUGACCCUGUACGUCUAAAUGAUGGUCAGGGAGGAGGUCUGGCCCAACCUUACAAUCCAAUGCUGGCUUUGCUGCAGAUUGUUUGUACUUGACUUCAUGACUGAUGGGUUUUAGCAGCACGUUUUGCUCUGACCCACUUCCAGUAGGUUGUAACUGACAUGACUCAUGUCUGAAUGAACACACAGAUGCUUGAAGAGGACUUCAGACAGCGGAGACUUUCUCUGAUGGUUCGUGAUCAAAGCUCAUCAUGAUGCUUUUAUUGUUGACUGUUUU